Molecule: messenger RNA, 1274 nt
Organism: Sycon ciliatum
Lineage: Eukaryota; Metazoa; Porifera; Calcarea; Leucosolenida; Sycettidae
Exons: 2
Coding region: 211-1026 (271 amino acids)
Source: RefSeq, a predicted model, not a curated record
CAAUUGCGAGACGCACUGCACCUGAGCAAACGAUCCCCUCUUAUGCGGCGAGGACAGAGGAGAAGCUAGUGGAAUACAAAGUUCUGCAAUCUCAGAUUGAACACAGCUAGUCAUCGACAGCCAUGCACGUCGCAAACCCUUUGUCUGUCAGUUUCGGCCUGAUACUAUGCAGCAUGUUGGUAGGAGACUGCGCCUCGGCCAGUAGCGGGUAUGCUGUCGCUGGUGAGCGACGAGAGGCAGGCUUGCUCGGUGCUAAUCCCUGUACGUGGGGACCAGGUUACUGGUGUUCGUCGCCGGCUCACAUGGCAAGGUGUCACACGAGGGUGUACUGCAGCCGACUUGGCAACCGCCGCGACGCCGACGCCGGUGGAUAUGGAUCCAAUCCGUGUACGUGGGGGCCAAGUUACUGGUGCUCGUCGCCGGCCCACAUGGCAGAGUGUGGUACCACGGCGGCCGUCUGUAGUCGACUUGGCAACCGACGCGACGCCGACGCCAAUGCAGGUGGAUAUGGAUCCAAUCCCUGUACGUGGGGACCAAGUUACUGGUGCUCGUCGCAGGCCCACAUGGCAGAGUGUGGUACCACGGCGGCCGUCUGUAGUCGACUUGGCAACCGACGCGACGCCGACGCCAAUGCAGGUGGAUAUGGAUCCAAUCCCUGUACGUGGGGGCCAAGUUACUGGUGCUCGUCGCCGGCCCACAUGGCAGAGUGUGGUACCACGGCGGCCGUCUGUAGUCGACUUGGCAACCGACGCGACGCCGACGCCGGUGCAGGUGGAUAUGGAUCCAAUCCGUGUACGUGGGGACCAAGUUACUGGUGCUCGUCGCCGGCCCACAUGGCCCGGUGUGGCACCACGGCCUACUGCAGGCAACAUGGUAAACGACACGGCAGGCAAUGAUAUACUGUCGUCUAAGGGCCGUCUCAACUCUGACAGGUACAUUGCCAAAAGGAAGAACUCACCGCACUCUCUGCCAUCGGGCCGUGCUCGAGGCAUGGUCCUGCACCGUGAACACUGUCUGAACUUCUAAAAGCCGCCUCGCCUGUCACUGCGACCGUCUGCAAGCCACAUUUCUUUCCCAACGGCAUUUGCCUAUCAUAAAGUUUUGCACUACAGCUCUGGUCCAUAUACUUUCUUAUACCUCCGCACCCAUACAACACUAUGACAAACAUCUCCCUUUGGGGUUAGCCACUCUGUCGUUCAUUUGUCUCAAUAAUUAUCAUUCUAAGUUUCAUGUCGCAAGUUAUUUGCUAGCCACCUGGUUCUACACGAUCGUAA